AUGGCAACCUCUGCUGAGAAGCCUAUCAAAACUGGGGAUGCUAUUGCAAGUCAUUUGGCGCCACGAAAAUUCAAAGCAUCUGAUCUUCCGCUGUCUUCGGCAACGCGAGCUGCAAUAGAGUCUCUGAAACACAGUUUCAAGAAGGGCGGUGCCUACGACUCCAUCCGAAAGCAAGUCUGGGAUAAAUUCGGAGCCAGUGAUUGCGAGGCCAUAGUCAAACAGGCGAUCCUCGAGGUAGCGGAGAAGGAGGUCGACCGCAAUCCGCAGCAACUCCUAACCCUUGAUCCACGAAAGGCGAGCGCCCUGAUCGAUGGUGCGCUGGAACGAUCUGGUGUCUACCAAAAGGCUGAAGGCAUCAUUGCUAAACUGAUCGACGUCGACGCCAUCGAGGAGCGCAUUCGCGAGAUUCGACGAGCUGAGAUUGGCGAAGAGGCUGCCGAGGCAGAGCGCAUCCGUGGCGCAAAAACCGACGAAGAGUACGCUGCGGAUACAGUGGCACGGCAGGCAGAACGUGAACGAGUGCGUGAAGAAUUGCGCCUCAAAGAGGCCGCCAUUGAAGAAGAGAAGCGCCGCAUUAAGCAGGAGGAACAGAAGAAGGAGGAGCGGGAACGGGCACAAGCUGAACUCAAGCGCCAGGCAGAAAGAGACGAGCGCCGCAGAAAGCGAGAAGAGGAACGAGCCGAGAGAGAACGGCUUCGAGAUUUGGAGCGAGAAAAGAGGCACAAGGAGCGUGAGCUUCGUGAGAAGGAGAGAGAGCAACGAGAUCGCGAGCGCUCUGGGGAUCGAUCCCGGCACCGAUCCCGAAACCGGUCAAGAGACCGAUCCAGAGACAGAUCCAGAGACCGAUCCAGAGACCGUUCCAGAGACCGUUCCAGGGAUCAAGAUAGGGACAAGGACAGAGGACGGGAUCGGUCGAGGGAUCGCCGGCGCGAUAGGUCCAAGACCAAAGAAACAGCACCAGAUCAAAAGAUGUCCAAGGAAGACAACGAAAGGCUGGAACAGGAGGCGCUAGCAGACCUUUUACGGGAAAGCUCCCGAUCUGACCACGCAAAGCCUGAGCUUGAAGUUGAUGCCGCGCUAGCACCGCCCCCUCGAAAGAGCGCCCCUGCAUCCGCAAUCAAUCCCAUAAAGCGCGACGCUCGCAAGACCAGUGAAAAUGGUUCUAGAAGCGAGAGACGAGACUCUCGAACAGCUGGAGAUUCAAAGUUGACCAGUUCACGUGACGAAAAGAGAUCAAGCCGCAGCGCGUCUCGGGCUGGGGACAGGGAUCGUGAGAAGCACAGGGAGAAGAGUCGUCAGCGUGAGGAUAGUCGCCGACGGGACAGACGUUCCCAAUCCCCCAGGCGAGAAAGAAGCCGAUCUCGUGACCGGGACAGGCGCGAGAGAAGUCGAUCAAAACUGCGACGGGAUAGGACCCGGUCUCGGCCGAGGAGAGACGAGCGUCGUGAGCGAAGUCGCUCACGGGACCGUGCCGAUCGGCGUAGGAGUCGGUCGCGACGAAGAGAACGCACCCGAUCCCCCGCACGAUCUGAACGACGUGAGCGGAGUCGGUCCCGCACAAGGACAGACCGUAGGGACCGAAGCCGUGAGCGAGACCGAUCCCGCACGCCAGUCCGCACAGAAAGGCGCAGGAGUCGGUCUCGAAGACGCGAGCGGAGUCGGUCAAGGGACAGUCGCCGCGGCGUAGCAGAUCGAUACGAUCACUAUGAUCCUCGGGCGUCAGCCCGCUCUCCGCGACGGCGCAGCGGGGAGCGAGCUCGUGACAGGGACAGGGACCGCGAUAGAGACGCGGACCGGGACAAACCCCGAGACCGUGAUCGUGACAGAAGGAGCCGCUCCCGCUCCCGCCCCGGCACAUCUGUCGUCCGCACAGCCUCCGCCGCCCGCGAAGAACACGAAGAGUGGAAACUAGAAGAGGUGCGGAAACGGGAGAAGGAAGCCAAGGCUUACCUGGCGGCUCAGAAGGACGCCAAAGCCAAGGGUCUCCCCAUCCCCGGUGUAGACGACAAGAAGACUGGUGAGUGCGCUGCAUGCAUAUGUACCAACCGCAACUCUAACUCUUUUCCCGUUUCAGCCCGUGACGACCGGCGCAGAAGCAGAUCGAGGAGCCACAGUCGCGAUAGGACCAGAUACCGCGACCGUGACCGCGACCGCGACCGCGACCGUGACCACGACCGUGAUCGUGGCCGCGAUAGGGAUAGGGAUAGGGAUAGGGAUAGAGGAAGGGAUAGGGACAGAGACAGAGAGAGGAGUCACGCAGACGAGAUCGCAGUCUCUCUCCUCGACGAGAACGGAGGCGCAGCCGCUCGACUAGUCGGCGUCGACGAAGCAGGAGCCGCUGAUCGGAGGAUGUAUUAA
Metarhizium acridum CQMa 102 is the source of this 2358-nucleotide messenger RNA. NCBI's taxonomy places the organism in Eukaryota, Fungi, Ascomycota, Sordariomycetes, Hypocreales, Clavicipitaceae. The record is from RefSeq and is a predicted model, not a curated record.